This is a messenger RNA of Camelus dromedarius (Arabian camel), 3669 nucleotides long. RefSeq names its product engulfment and cell motility 2 (gene ELMO2). The record is from RefSeq and is a predicted model, not a curated record. Lineage: Eukaryota; Metazoa; Chordata; Mammalia; Artiodactyla; Camelidae. The transcript is spliced from 22 exons. Gene Ontology annotation, biological process: cell motility; actin filament organization. Bases 111 to 2309 code for a protein of 732 amino acids.
GCUGGAGGAGCGGCGGCGGUGAGAGCCGGGCGCGGGAGCUGGGCCUAGGUCGGCGUCCUGGCAGCUGUGUCUGUGUGUGUGUCUUGGAGAAGCAGGACCCAGUGGGGACGAUGCCACCACCAUCAGACAUCGUCAAAGUGGCCAUUGAGUGGCCAGGUGCUAAUGCUCAGCUCCUCGAAAUCGACCAGAAACGGCCCCUGGCAUCCAUCAUCAAGGAAGUUUGUGAUGGGUGGUCACUGCCAAACCCAGAGUAUUACACCCUCCGCUACGCAGAUGGUCCCCAGCUCUACAUCACUGAACAGACUCGCAGUGACAUUAAGAAUGGGACAAUCCUCCAGCUGGCUAUCUCCCCGUCCCGGGCUGCACGCCAGCUGAUGGAGAGGACCCAGUCAUCCAACAUGGAGACCCGGCUGGAUGCCAUGAAGGAGCUGGCCAAGCUCUCUGCUGACGUGACCUUCGCCACUGAGUUCAUCAACAUGGAUGGCAUCGUUGUGCUGACGCGGCUCGUGGAAAGUGGAACCAAGCUCUUGUCCCACUACAGUGAGAUGCUGGCAUUCACCCUGACUGCCUUCUUAGAGCUCAUGGACCAUGGCAUUGUCUCCUGGGACAUGGUUUCAAUCACCUUCAUUAAGCAGAUUGCAGGGUACGUGAGCCAGCCCACGGUGGAUGUGUCAAUCCUUCAGAGGUCCCUGGCCAUCCUGGAAAGCAUGGUCUUGAAUAGCCAGAGUCUGUACCAGAAGAUUGCAGAGGAAAUCACCGUGGGACAGCUCAUCUCACACCUCCAGGUCUCCAACCAGGAGAUUCAGACCUACGCCAUUGCACUGAUUAACGCACUUUUUCUGAAGGCUCCUGAGGACAAGCGACAGGACAAGCACCUUAAUCCUCUAGACCUGCCUGUCACUGAUAUGGCCAAUGCGUUUGCACAGAAGCACCUUCGGUCCAUAAUCCUCAAUCAUGUGAUCCGAGGGAACCGCCCAAUCAAAACCGAGAUGGCCCAUCAGCUAUACGUCCUGCAAGUCCUGACCUUUAACCUUCUGGAAGAAAGGAUGAUGACCAAGAUGGACCCCAACGAUCAGGCUCAAAGAGACAUUAUAUUUGAACUGAGGAGGAUUGCAUUUGAUGCGGAGUCUGACCCUAGCAACGCCCCUGGGAGUGGGACUGAAAAACGCAAAGCCAUGUAUACCAAGGACUACAAAAUGCUGGGAUUUACUAACCACAUCAACCCAGCAAUGGACUUUACCCAGACUCCUCCUGGAAUGCUGGCCUUGGACAACAUGCUGUACUUGGCUAAAGUCCAUCAAGACACCUACAUCCGGAUCGUCUUGGAGAACAGCAGCCGUGAAGACAAACAUGAGUGCCCCUUUGGCCGCAGUGCCAUUGAACUCACCAAAAUGCUCUGUGAAAUCCUACAGGUCGGGGAACUGCCAAACGAAGGGCGCAACGACUACCACCCAAUGUUCUUCACCCACGACCGAGCGUUCGAAGAGCUCUUUGGAAUCUGCAUCCAACUGUUGAACAAGACCUGGAAGGAGAUGAGGGCCACAGCUGAGGACUUCAACAAGGUUAUGCAAGUCGUCCGAGAGCAGAUCACUCGAGCUUUGCCCUCUAAACCCAACUCUCUGGAUCAGUUCAAGAGCAAACUGCGUAGCCUGAGCUACUCUGAGAUUCUGCGACUGCGCCAGUCCGAGAGGAUGAGUCAGGAUGACUUCCAGUCCCCGCCAAUUGUGGAGCUGAGGGAGAAGAUCCAGCCCGAGAUCCUUGAACUGAUCAAGCAGCAGCGCCUGAACAGGCUCUGUGAGGGCAGCAGCUUCCGAAAGAUUGGAAAUCGCCGGAGACAAGAACGUUUCUGGUACUGCCGCUUGGCCCUGAACCACAAGGUCCUGCACUAUGGUGAUUUGGACGACAACCCACAAGGGGAGGUGACAUUCGAAUCCCUGCAGGAGAAAAUUCCUGUUGCAGACAUUAAGGCCAUUGUCACUGGGAAGGAUUGUCCCCACAUGAAGGAGAAAAGUGCUCUGAAACAAAACAAGGAGGUGUUGGAAUUGGCUUUCUCCAUCCUGUAUGACCCCGAUGAGACCUUAAACUUCAUUGCACCUAAUAAGUAUGAGUACUGCAUCUGGAUUGACGGCCUCAGUGCCCUUCUGGGGAAGGACAUGUCCAGCGAGCUGACCAAGAGUGACCUGGACACCCUGCUGAGCAUGGAGAUGAAGCUGCGGCUGCUGGACCUGGAGAACAUCCAGAUCCCUGAGGCCCCACCGCCCGUGCCCAAGGAGCCCAGCAGCUACGACUUCGUCUAUCACUAUGGCUGAGCCUGGAGCCAGAGGCCACGGUGCCCAGCAAGGGACGUGGGGCCCAGGAGGAACACUCACAGUCUGGUGCCUUGUCUUUUGCUUGUACAGAAUCUCUAGUGACCGUGGUGGCCAGUAAAUGCCAGUCACUCCUCAAACCCACCUCGGACCACCCAGAGCUUCCUCUUGGUCCCUGUCUACUCUGAGUCAUGAAGGCUGGGUGCUCUGCCCUCCCCAUCACCGCGGAGCCUGGGGUUGGGCCAUGAGGAGUGGACAGUAGAUGCCCCUGCCUUCCAGGCCAAGAAACUGCUUCUUGAGCCAGAGUUAACAACCACCACUCACCUUUUCUCCCUGAGCCUGCUCGCUGGUUGGCUGGAUCCCCGAGUGGGCAAGAGCUGGCCCAGGAAAGGCUGCCUGCAGUGGACAGACAUGCUGGGCGUAUUGAGAGCCUCAGAGAGGCUACCUUUGGGUGAGCCGUGCCUCUGUCUCAGAUCCAAGUGGAGGCCUCGACCUUUGCUUACUAGAUGCCUUGCCGUUGCUUUUGCCGUCUUCGUGAGGGCUCACCCUGGCCUUGUCCAGGGCCAACGUGCUGCUGCUGCUACUGAGGUCUGGCUCUGACAUCUCUGAUCUCCAGGGCCACCAGGUCCUCCUGACCACACAGUUGUAUGGGUGGAUGGACAUUUCUCCCUAUAUGCUCUCAGUCUCUUAUCCUGGUGAGUCAGAGACAUGUGGGCUAAAGCCACCCUCCUAGUCUCAAGGAACUCUGCAGGGAGAGCCCAGAUGAGGCCUGGGCCUAGACUGUGGUGAGGUCACUAGAUUCUACUCCCCUCCCCCCACACUUACAUCGUUUCCUUCCACGGGGAGAAACCUCCCACCUAACCCAAAUUGCAGCCCCUCUGAUUUGCUUUCCUUUGGCCUGCCAGACCUCAGGAGGUUUGCCUCCCUUUCCUCCUAGCCCAGCGCUGUGGUUUCUGCCAUUGGCCAUGAUUUCAGGGAGCCAGCUGAGGCCAGCGGAGGCCACAGCUGUGCCAAUGGGGCUUCCCUGGUGCUGCAGCACUUAUAAACCACACGCACAGCCUCUCUCCAUGGACACGUGUGAGCACAGUGGCAUUCAGUAUUGGUAGCUUGGCAUGGUGGUACUGCCCAAUGAAGAGUGUACUAUAUAUUUUCUUUACUAUAGGCCAUACUUAUACAGACAUGUAUAUAUAUUUAUAUAAGAUCUGCCUAUCCUAGGAUGGAAUGUUUGAGGAAAAAUAAAAUGUGAUCUGCCAAAAAAAAAAAAGGUAACCCUCCCAGUUGUGAGCCAGGAUUGUAACCUGAGAGUGGCCAGGAGAUUCCUGUCAGUAACCAUGUUUUCAAUAAAUACUCUUUCAUGUACAAA